CACAACAUGAAAGCGAGCUAAAAACAAGAGACGAAAAAGAAACCAAUCUUUAUUUACAAAUUGAUCUUUUAAAAAACAGGGUCAAGCACUUAGAAUCACUGUUAGGUGUCAGAACAAGAAAUUACAGAGCAGAACCAUAUCAAACUAGUCAUGCUACGACUGAUACUCAGAGAACAAUUGAUGAUUCAAUUAAUAGUGAUCGUUAA
Scutellospora calospora is the source of this 206-nucleotide messenger RNA. The record is from the annotation of a GenBank genome assembly. NCBI's taxonomy places the organism in Eukaryota, Fungi, Glomeromycota, Glomeromycetes, Diversisporales, Gigasporaceae.